AUGCCCCCCAAGAUGACUGCUCGCCGUAAGAGCCUCAACCCACUCGAAAACGAGUACAUCCCGCCUGCGUAUUUGCCCAACUUGAAGAAGUACAAGUACUCUAGCACAGACUUCUCAAUCAUGAGCCGGUAUGUGCUGCAGCGAUACUGGAACUUUUUGGUGAAUCUUGUGCCCAUGACCGUCGCGCCAAAUUGCAUUACCUUCACCGGGUUUCUCAUCGGCAUGUCUUCAGCGGUCAUGCUGCUGUAUUUCUUCUUCUUUGAAGAGGGCGUGUACCCCAGUUGGUCUCUAUACUACGCCUCUUUCGCACUCUUCACCUACCAAACCCUAGACGCAAUUGAUGGCAAGCAGGCGCGGCGCACCGGCACUGGUAGCCCGCUCGGCGAACUAUUCGACCACGGCUGUGACGCCUUCCUCACCCCGUUUGUGUUGUUGAAUGUGAGUCUUGUUACCUACAUGACACCAGUGGAGCGCUUCUGGCUGUUGUCCUUCUCAUCCUUCAGCCUGUUUACCAUCAUCUGGGAGCAGUUCAGCACGGGGGUAUUCGUCCUUGGCUACGUCAAUGGCCCAACGGAGGGCAUCAUCCUCAACUGCGUGCUCUUCAUCGUCUCGGGCGUGUAUGGCGAGUCCAUCUGGGAUACGCCGGCUGUGGGACCGUACGACGUGGCGUACCCGCCAGCGUUGGCGUGGCUCUUCCCUGGAAGCAGCGGUGUUGUUCACAUCGAGUCUAUCCGAAGUGUCCUCUUUCUCAUAUUUCUGAUCUUCUGCCUUUUCACAAUUCUCACGAAUGUGAUACACGUGGUGGUUCGUCCAACAGUGCACGAUUCAAAGGUGACGCCCAUGCUUGCAGCAGUUCCAAUCCUCUCCAUGACGGCGCUUAUGGUUCAUGUGUCCGUGGUGUUCUCCAAUUUGAAGGUACACUUUCCAUUUGCGCUGGAGAUGAGCUACGGCCUGCUGGUUUCAAUUACAGUAACGCGGCUGACGCUGGCGCGGCUUAGCCUCAUGCCUUACAAGACUACAAAUUGGCACAUAGUUCUUCUCUUCAUUGCCCUGACAACGGCGUCGGUGUUGCACUACGCUGGUAAUGCUUCAGUGCCGCACGAGGUGGUCGAGAGGGUGCUUGGUUGGUCACUGACGGGGCUGUCUGUUUUCGCUGCCGUGCAAUACGGCCAUAUGAUUCUCUCCGCGUUCACCCAGAUCGCCCGCUACCUCAAUAUCUCUAUCAUGUCCAUCAAACCGAAGAAGUCGGAUUAG
Molecule: messenger RNA, 1254 nt
Organism: Leishmania braziliensis MHOM/BR/75/M2904
Lineage: Eukaryota; Euglenozoa; Kinetoplastea; Trypanosomatida; Trypanosomatidae
Product: putative choline/ethanolamine phosphotransferase (CEPT)
Exons: 1
Coding region: 1-1254 (417 amino acids)
Biological process (GO): phospholipid biosynthetic process
Cellular component (GO): membrane
Molecular function (GO): phosphotransferase activity, for other substituted phosphate groups
Source: RefSeq, a predicted model, not a curated record